AUGACCGAGGCGGAAUCGGUGACCAAGAUCGUCAAACCGUCUGCUUCCACCAACUCACCUUUCCUCUUCCAGGAUCUUGGGGUCGAUAUCUUGCGAAAAAUCAUAGGCCAUGUCUUUGUUCUCGAGGGGCUUGGUGAACAAUUCAUGUGGCCCUUCUAUCGCCAGGGCAUGCUUGCCGGGUACAUACGAGUCGGGAAGGGUGACGAGGCUGUGAACGACAACGUCAAUCUACAGCUAUUGCGGGUCAACAAACUCUUCCGAGCCACUGGCAGCCAGGUCUUCUACGGAGGUCGCACAUUCGUCUUCGACGACCCAAUCCUCUGCAGCUGGUGGACCACACACAUUGGAACAAUGAACUUCUCGAACAUACGUUCGCUCACAGUGCGCAUUGAUUCCGGCUUCCCGCCAGUGUACCUUGAUAUACGCAGUGCCAUUGAUCUGACGUUCGAAGAAGAGUGGUUCGGCUUCUUCUGCUGGUUGAAGGAUCGACACCAGCUAGAUGCAAUCCACAUCGAGCUGUGUGGCUGGCUCAACAUCCAUGUUAUCCGAGUCAAGCGAAACCCGUCUACCAGCCCAGCGGAACUAGAGACGGAAGAGAAAGCGGAAAUCUUGCACUGGCGCCGCAAGCUGCAGGGCAAAAUCUCCAAGCUGCGUGGAUUGCAGUAUGCCUCGAUCGCCGACAACCAAAACAGCACUCUGACUCCGACCGAGUGCGACGAGUUGUGCGCACUCAUGACCCAAUCGAGAGACACCCUCCCCAAGUCACCUGAUCGGCGCAAUAUGCCGCUGUCCGAGGUUCUGGCGCAGGUUCGUCUCAAUAACCAGCAGCACGGAGCCGGGAAUAUCAUGUCGGUCCAAGAAGAAGUGGAGCAACAAGAGGAAGAACGUCGACGAUCCCGGUUCAUGCUGGCGGAAGAAGGAAGACGCAAACGCGAUCUCGAAGCGACGCAGGGAAGUGGAGGAGGAGAGCAAGAAGCGCCGCGAUGA
Messenger RNA from Capronia epimyces CBS 606.96, 987 nucleotides. RefSeq lists its product as uncharacterized. The transcript has a single exon. Bases 1 to 987 code for a protein of 328 amino acids. The record is from RefSeq and is a predicted model, not a curated record. NCBI's taxonomy places the organism in Eukaryota, Fungi, Ascomycota, Eurotiomycetes, Chaetothyriales, Herpotrichiellaceae.